AUGGAAUACCGCCCGAAGACUGGCCGGACCUGCAAAGUCCACAUGGCUAGCGUACCUCCCGUGGCUCCUCCCCGGCAACAUCUACGUGGCUUCAGUAUUUCCGAUGGUGCACCACUAGACGGGCUGGGUCCUUCCACCGGUCGUCAACAAAAUUUAGCUAGGAAUUCAAGAAAGCUCCAAAGUUCAAACGAGGAAUCUCCUUCACCAUCUUCUCCAGCCCUGCUGGAAACUGGAAGUAAACCACCUGCAGACAACGACGGUUCCAACCAGGUUCGAACAAACAAAUUAGUGGGUGGAGAAGACCUGUAA
Oldenlandia corymbosa var. corymbosa is the source of this 309-nucleotide messenger RNA. NCBI's taxonomy places the organism in Eukaryota, Viridiplantae, Streptophyta, Magnoliopsida, Gentianales, Rubiaceae. The record is from the annotation of a GenBank genome assembly.